Messenger RNA from Diaporthe batatas, 915 nucleotides. RefSeq lists its product as uncharacterized. The coding region runs from base 1 to 915 and encodes 304 amino acids. The record is from RefSeq and is a predicted model, not a curated record. The transcript has a single exon. Gene Ontology annotation, molecular function: oxidoreductase activity. NCBI's taxonomy places the organism in Eukaryota, Fungi, Ascomycota, Sordariomycetes, Diaporthales, Diaporthaceae.
AUGUCUAUUGUCAAGGUCACACUCGUCGGGGCGACUGGCAGCCUGGGGGCGCCCAUUCUCGAUGCCAUGGUCGCCGAAGGCAGCUUCCAGAUCACUGUCCUCCAGCGCGCUUCCUCCAAGUCCAAGCCUGGACACCUCGAUAGGAUCCGCACCGAGACCAUAUCCGAUGGUCUCCCAAUAGACGAGCUCACAGACAAGCUCCGAGGCCAGGACGCCGUGGUCGUCUGUUACAGGGCAAAGGACUCGUCGGAGCAGGUCAAGUUCGGCGAGGCAGCUGCCGCUGCCGGUGUCAAGAGGCUCAUCCCCGCCGACUUCGGAAGCUGCGACAGCAGCGGCAAGAGGGAGCGAGAGCUGGUCAAGCUCUUUGACUACAAGCAAAAGAUUCGCGAGGACCUCCUCAGGCUGGCCGAGAAACACCCCGGCUUCAGCUGGACGAGCCUGGUCAACGGGCACUUCUUCGACUGGGGCCUGCGCGAGAACUUCCUCCACUUCAACCUGGACAGCAGGAGGGCCGAGAUCGUCGACGACGGGAACACCAAGAGCUCCCAGGCCACGCUGGCUCAGAUCGCCCGGGCGACGGUGAAGAUCCUGCAGCGGCCCGAGGAGACCAAGAAUAAGAUGCUGUUCAUCCAGAGCUUCUGUGUCAGCCAGAACGAGGUCCUCAGGUCUCUGGAGAAGGCGAUGGGUGUCAAGUGGGAGGUUGAAUAUGUCGACUCUGAAAAGUUCAUCCGCGAGAAGAAGGCUUUGGCCGACCAAGGCAACAAAGAUGCGAUUGAGGAUUUGGUUUUCGUCUUGGGGGCGAUCAAUGGUAACUGGGAGCAGAAGCCUGACUUCGCGAUGGAUCUUCUCGGGCUUCAAAAUGAGGAUCUUGAUACCAUAGUCCAGCAGGUUGUAGACGAGAGGGCAAGAAAGUAG